This is a messenger RNA of Tetranychus urticae (two-spotted spider mite), 2656 nucleotides long. Its product is annotated as eukaryotic translation initiation factor 4E transporter. Gene Ontology annotation, molecular function: mRNA binding. Gene Ontology annotation, cellular component: nucleus; cytoplasm. Lineage: Eukaryota; Metazoa; Arthropoda; Arachnida; Trombidiformes; Tetranychidae. The record is from RefSeq and is a predicted model, not a curated record. Gene Ontology annotation, biological process: negative regulation of translation.
ACCUUUUGCUCCUUUACCUCAGUUUACACAUAAAAUCUUAUAUAAAAACAAUAUAAAUAUAUAAAUAAUUAUCUAUAGUAAAAUAUAUCUUUGUUUUUUUUGCUUUUCCCUCUAUCAUUAUCUCUCUCUCUCCUUCUCUCUCCUUCACAAUCACAUCUCUCUCCCCCUCUCUCUAUCUCUCACUUUAAUUCUCUCUCUCUGUAUCCUCUUUUCUUAACCUCUCUCUCUCUCUCUCUCCUUCUUACAUCGUUAAUCGCCUGUUAAAUAAAUUUAAUAAUUUUGUGUAAAGCUUUUUUUCAUCGGAGGACAUUUAAAGUGUUUUUUGUUUUCGCUCCUCUAUCCUAUAAAGUUCAUCUAUCUUAAUUGUAAUAAUAGUAAUAACAAUAAUAAUGAGUGACGUUAUCAAUGGAUUUAUUAAAGCUCAAAAAGAGGAUAAAAUGGUUCAUGUAAAUGGUAGUGAGGCUAAUCUGAGUGAAGAAACGCCAAUUGUAAAGACAAAAAGAUUUACUUAUUCAAAGGAAGAACUUAUCGAGAUAUCAAAACAACCUUACUGUGGAAAGCGUCCCAAAUUCCUGGAUCCUGACUAUGUCAAUAAAUCAGGUCUCUGGGAUCCAGAUUUGUGGAUGAAUUACAAAAACCCAUCAAAUAAGCCGAUUCCAUCCAGUUUACCAAGCACACGAGACCAUGACUUAUCAGCCCCAGGUUUGACUAAUAAAAAUAUCAGGGGUCCACCGAAACGUGUUAAUGGCGAAAGUGAAAGCUCCUUAAGGAAUAGAAAGGAUCCUAGGGAUCGAGUUAAAGAAGAAUCUCAAGAUGAUAUCGUUUUAAGUCCUCAAAGACGAAGCUUUGGCACAGGUUGCCACAUAGUACCUGUAAGGAAUGAACAGCCAGUUGCAACUGGCACUCAAGCUCAGCGUAGCUCUGUUGGCAAAGCAGAUAACCAUGCCCAUCAACAAGACCGACGUGAAGAACAAUUAUUACAUAGAAAUGAUAAUGUAAAUCGAAGAAUAGGAUCUGGUCGUCUCUUGAAUCAGCGUGAUAAGUCAAACUUGGAAUGGUCUAAGUCUCGAGAUCGUGAAGAGGAGAUUGAAAACAGACGAUCAAACCUCAGAUACACUAAUGGUAACUCGAAUAACUCUGGAAGAUAUGACUAUGAUCGUAGAUCAUCUAUGAACAACCGUCGAUAUGGUCAUCAUGAUCGCCGUGAUAGUAGAAAUCACGAAGAAGAGGAACCUGAAUGGUUUACUGGUGGUCCAACAAGUCAACAUGAUACUAUUGAGCUUAAAGGUUUCGAAGAAGAGAUGCCUGAAGAUGAAGUGUCCAAAGGACGACAAAAUCAUCAUCGACCACAAAACCAACAUGUAGAACCAGAAUCACGUGGCCAGGGCUCUCUAAUAAAUAACGGUGAUGUUAAAGAGCAUUUUGAAAAUCACAAUCACUACAAAAGUAAUGGUGUAGAAGAGCACGAGUCUGGUUCGAAAGAAAUCCAAGAUUUCGAUAUUAAUGAAAUGUUUAAGUUUGAAGGCUGGAAAAAUAUUGUCAGCAUGAGUCCAGAGAAUGUUACUUCCAUUCCAGGGUUUACCGACCCGAAUGUAUCAGGACAGAAUCAAAAUGGCGGUACCAGUAGAUUUGCUCAAUGGUUUAAUGUCAGUAGGACUGAAACGGAAAGCCCCAUUGACAGAUUACUCCAAAAUGUUACCUUUUCAUCAUCAUAUAAUGCUGCCCCUCACGAUUCUCGUCGUUCAUCGGUACAAGAGAUUGAAAGAACCCUUUUCAAUCACAAUCAUUUGGGAAAUGGUUCCCAUCGCAUUGAUCCAACUGUCUUGGGAUUACGUAAUCCUGAAACUUACAACGGACACCAUCAUCACAACGGUGGUCAUAUCAAUACAAAUGGUACUGAAAACGGUGCACAUGGUCACAAUGAUAGUCCAGUCAACAAAGGAAAAGAUUUGCUUAACCUUCUUCAAAAGGCCAACAUUAACAUCAAUGAUUUAAUGCAACAACAAUCAUCUUUGCCUACUUUGCCUAAGUUUGAACACGCGAGAAGUGUAGAAGAGAUUGAAGCAGGUCUCAGGUCUUUUCCUAUCAGUGGGUCCAAUCAACAUGAUGGAAAUCAACAAGACAAGAAUGUUGAACACAGUGAUUUCAAUAGAUUGCUUCUUAAAGCAAUGUCUCGUCGAGGAACUCAAUUUGUUAAUCCAAAUUCCAAAGCGCCUGUAGUCAUACCUUUGAAUGUGAGACCACCAAUACAUUUGCCCGGAAAACCUCAAUUUGUUAAUCAAAAUUUCGUAGGACCUCAAUUUGUUAAUCAAAAUUUCGUACAACCUGUAGUCAUUCCUCUGAAUUUUACCCCUACAUCUGUUAUACGAAAAUUUGCCGAAAAAGACAAAGAUGCGAUUCGUAAGAAAACAUACAGAAAUCGAUGAAAAAAAUUCAAAUUCAAAACAAUAAAUCGCAAUUAAUUAAUUCUGUGUAAUAAUUAUGAUAAAUGUCACCCUGUUGAAACAAAGAAAAGUCAAUUGUUUACUGUUCACCAAAACACCAACUUAAAAGCCAUAUUUUAUGCUCUCAACGGGUCAAAUGACAUUCAGUUAUGACAAGAAAAACGAAAAUCUAAUCGAAAAUAAAUAAACAUCAAAUGGCAUAAAAAAAUAAA